CAAACCGCCAUUUUUUCUAAAGCUUCGAUUGAUUGCUUCUCAUGGAUCUAAGUUCGAAAUUCCAUGUUUUAUUCUCCAUUUCGUUUCCCUCUGUAAAUCCCUAAACAGGUUUUCUUCUUCUUACUUCUUUUCCCGCUCUUUACGAUAUAGACUUCUGCCUCUCUUCAAGCUCUAGGUAUUUCAUUCUUCGUUGUUGUCGUCGUUUUCGAUAAAGAAACCCAGCUCUGCAAUAGUUUGUUCUUGUUGCAAGGAAAGCCUGUUCUGCUCUCCCAACGGAAGUUGGAUAAAAAUUACUUAAAGUUCCCUGCCAACAUUUCUCACCAGCUUAACUAAAUUGCAAAUAUUGUGCCACCUCAAUCACUCCUUCGGAUUUGAUCAAAAUAAUUGGGGCAACACAGUUUAGGGUUUACGAGAUUUCUGCUAGUUGAAUUAGGUUGUAGCUCAAAUGGUAAUGGAUUUGGAUGGGUCAGAAUCUAGGCUGGAAAAUGAUUCUCAUAGAGUAGUAGAUUACAAGGAUGAAGAAUGGGACGAUGUUGAAAGAAACGGGACUGAGAAACCAGGGGAGUCAAGCAAGCAUCGGAGCAAGGAUAGGAAGAAGAGCCGCAGGGAAGAGAAGGCGAGGGAGAGAGUGAAGGAACAUGACCGGGGACUAGAAAGAGAGAGGGAAAAGGAAAAGGAAAAAGAUAGGGAUAGGGAGAAAGAGAAGGAACGGGGUAGGGAGAGGGAGAAGGAUCGGGAUGGAUCAAAAGACCGAGACAGAGAGAAGGAAAGGGAGAAACACAAGGAUAGAGAAAGGGAAAAGGUUAAAGACAGGGAAAAACUUGAGAGGGACAAGAGUAAGGAGAAGGAUAAGGAGAGAUCUAAAGAUAAAGAAAGAGAUGCAAGGAAUGGGAAAUUGGAUGAUGAAAGUCAAGGUAGGGGUAAGGAUGUUGGGAAAGAUGAGAAGCUGGACCUGGAUGGUGGGAAUGAUAGGGAUGUUGUAAAGCAAGUGAAGGAAGUUCAACAUGAUGUGGUUGUUGACAUGAGUGUCGAGAAUAAGAAAAAGGUAGAUGGGGCAAUGGGUGGUUCACAGCCAUCAACUGGGGAGCUUGAAGAGCGCAUAUUAAAAAUGAGGGAAGAAAGAUCGAAGAAAAAGUCUGAAGGUGUAUCUGAGGUUUUAUCAUGGGUUAACAAGAGCCGCAAGUUGGAGGAGAAAAGGAAUGCUGAAAAGCAGAAAGCCUUGCAGCUCUCUAAGGUUUUUGAGGAGCAGGACAAGAUUGACCAAGGGGAAAGUGAAGAUGAGGAUACGGCUCGACACACCUCCAAGGAUCUAGCUGGAGUUAAAAUUCUUCAUGGGAUUGAUAAAGUAAUUGAAGGUGGAGCAGUUGUUUUGACUCUCAAAGAUCAGAAUAUCCUUGCCAAUGAUGAUGUCAAUGAAGAGGCUGAUGUUCUUGAAAAUGUGGAGAUUGGAGAGCAGAAGCAAAGAGAUGCAGCUUAUAAGGCUGCAAAGAAAAAGACAGGAAUAUACGAAGACAAGUUCAGUGGGGAGGAUGGUGCCCAAAAGAAAAUUCUCCCACAGUAUGAUGAUCCUGUUGAAGAUGAGGGGUUAGUUUUGGAUGAAAGUGGACGCUUUGCGGGUGAAGCAGAAAAGAAGUUAGAAGAGCUUCGUAAGAGGUUACAGGGUGUUUCUGCAAGCAACCAUUUUGAAGACCUUAACUCAUCUGCAAAGAUUACAUCCGAUUUUUAUACCCACGAAGAAAUGCUUCAGUUUAAAAAGCCAAAGAAAAAGAAAUCUUUGCGGAAAAAAGUAAAGCUAGAUUUAGAUGCCCUUGAAGCUGAAGCCAUUUCAGCUGGUUUUGGUGUGGGGGAUCUAGGAUCCAGGAAAGAUGGACAGAGGCAGGCUACCAAAGAACAGCAAGAGAGAUCUGAGGCGGAAAUGAGGAGUAAUGCUUACCAGUCAGCUUUUGCUAAAGCGGAAGAGGCAUCUAAAACAUUGCGACAGGAACAGACUCUAACUGUUCAAGUUGAGGAAAACGAAAGUCCUGUUUUUGGUGAUGAUGAAGAAGACCUUUACAAAUCACUAGAAAAAGCAAGAAAGUUAGCUCUAAAAACGCAGAAUGAAGCAGCAGCAUCUGGUCCUCAAGCAGUUGCACUCCUGGCUAGUACUGUAAGCAAUCAACCUAAGGAUGAAGAAAACUUGACAUCUGGAGAGCCACAGGAAAACAAGGUUGUCUUCACUGAGAUGGAAGAAUUUGUCUGGGGUCUUCAACUUAAUGAAGAGGCCCGUAAGCUUGAGAGUGAAGAUGUUUUUAUGGAUGAAGAUAAUGUGCCCAAAGCCUCUGAUCAGGAAAUAAAGGAUGAAGCUGGUGGUUGGACUGAGGUGAAUGAUAUUGAUGAAAAUGAACACCCUGUUGAAGAGGAGAAAGAGGAAGUUGUUCCAGACGAGACAAUCCAUGAGGUUGCAAUUGGGAAAGGAUUAUCUGGUGCACUUAAGUUGCUUAAGGAGAGAGGAACACUUAAGGAGACUGUAGACUGGGGUGGUAGAAACAUGGACAAGAAAAAGAGCAAACUUGUUGGCAUCUAUGAUGAUGGUGGGCCAAAAGAAAUCCGUAUUGAGAGGACAGAUGAGUUUGGUCGUAUUAUGACUCCAAAGGAAGCUUUUCGGGUGAUUUCUCAUAAAUUUCAUGGGAAAGGACCUGGCAAAAUGAAACAAGAAAAACGGAUGAAGCAAUACCAAGAGGAAUUAAAAUUGAAGCAAAUGAAGAAUUCUGAUACUCCAUCACAGUCCAUGGAGCGAAUGAGGGAAGCUCAAGCUCGACUUAAGACACCUUAUCUUGUGCUCAGUGGCCAUGUUAAACCAGGGCAAACCAGUGAUCCUAGAAGUGGUUUUGCUACUGUUGAGAAGGACAUUCCUGGGGGCUUGACACCCAUGCUUGGUGAUAAAAAGGUUGAGCAUUUCUUGGGGAUUAAGCGCAAAGCAGAGCCUAGCAACAUGGGGCCUCCAAAGAAGUCAAAGACCUGAACAAUGUUUCAACUUGGAAGAAUUCUAGACAUAUAGGGUCUGACUAUCAUCUUUGAAGAUGAUUUAUUAGACCAAAGUGGACUUUUUGAUUAAUUUUUUUAUAUGGAUCCACUUCAUUAUUUUGUUUUUAUGACUACACUGCUUUUCAGUAGUGGUUAAUACACCGCCCCAUUCAAUUCAAAUGUAUAUCAUUGUA
Molecule: messenger RNA, 3197 nt
Organism: Nelumbo nucifera (sacred lotus)
Lineage: Eukaryota; Viridiplantae; Streptophyta; Magnoliopsida; Proteales; Nelumbonaceae
Gene: DOT2
Product: SART-1 family
Biological process (GO): mRNA cis splicing, via spliceosome; maturation of 5S rRNA
Cellular component (GO): U4/U6 x U5 tri-snRNP complex
Source: RefSeq, a predicted model, not a curated record